Molecule: messenger RNA, 891 nt
Organism: Gastrolobium bilobum
Lineage: Eukaryota; Viridiplantae; Streptophyta; Magnoliopsida; Fabales; Fabaceae
Product: protein ALP1-like
Exons: 3
Coding region: 1-891 (296 amino acids)
Source: RefSeq, a predicted model, not a curated record
AUGGGUGUAGAAGAGGUGGUUGCAAUCUUUCUUUACAUAUUGUCUCACGAUGUUAAAAAUCGGAUAAUUAAAAGACAGUUUAUGAGGUCUGAUCAAACUAUAAGCAGACAGUUCACGAAGGUGUUGCAGGCUGUGUUAAGAUGUCAUACUGUUCUACUCAAACGCCUUGAGCCCGUCCCCGAAAACUCAACUGACAAGUGGAAAUGGUUCAAGAAUUGCCUAGGAGCUCUAGAUGGGACCCACAUCAAGGUAAAUCCCCUACAAGCUUAUAAGCCUAGAUAUCGGACUAGGAAGGGUGAGAUAGCAACAAACAUGUUGGGUGUUUGUUCGCAAGAUGCCCAAUUUAUUUAUGUUUUGCCUGGAUGGGAGGGAUCGGCUGCAGAUUCAAAGGUCCUCAAAGAUGCUAUAUCUCGUACGAACGGAUUAAGGGUGCCAAAAGGUUACUAUUAUCUGUGCGAUGCUGGUUACAUGAAUGAGGAAGGAUUCCUUACACCUUAUAAAGGGCAAAGAUACCAUCUUAGUGAGUGGAGACAUGGGGCACAGCCAACGACACCGCAAGAAUUUUUUAACAUGAAACACUCAGGUGCUAGGAAUGUCAUUGAACGAUGUUUUGAGAUGUUGAAGGGCCGUUGGGCGAUUGUAAGGUCAAAGUCCUUUUAUCCAGUUAAAACGCAUUGCAGGAUAAUCACUGCAUGCUACUUGCUCCAUAAUCAUAUUAGAAGAGAAAUGCCAAUUGACCCUUUAGAGGAUAAUAUGGGGGACAUGGCAGUACCUGAAGAUAAUUUUCAAGGACAUGAAAUGAUAAGUCAUGUGGAGUCAUCUAAAGCCUGGACACAUUGGAGGGAUGAAAUGGCGCAGCAAAUGUUUGACACAUGGAGGAAUAAUGUUUGA